Messenger RNA from Parastagonospora nodorum SN15, 1830 nucleotides. RefSeq lists its product as hypothetical. NCBI's taxonomy places the organism in Eukaryota, Fungi, Ascomycota, Dothideomycetes, Pleosporales, Phaeosphaeriaceae. Bases 1 to 1830 code for a protein of 609 amino acids. Gene Ontology annotation, cellular component: endoplasmic reticulum. Gene Ontology annotation, molecular function: dol-P-Man:Man(5)GlcNAc(2)-PP-Dol alpha-1,3-mannosyltransferase activity. The record is from RefSeq and is a predicted model, not a curated record. The transcript has 6 exons.
AUGUCGAAGCUAUCGCCUGCCCUAAAACAGCUCAUUAACGCCGCACAUUCAAGACCAGGCCCCGUACCAGCACCACCACGCAUUCAAGCCGUAUACCAGCGCAUACAAGAAGAAGCCACCGAGCGAAAGCUAGGCCGCCCAUCAUGGCUCGGCAUCUCCACCGCCGCAACAAUGACCAUGAACUCGCCCGAGUCCAUGAUCGCCCUUUACAACUCCACGAGUGCAUCACGCCCUGAGAAUGAGAGCGUGCAAAUAGCCGAAUUCAUGCGAGAAAUAGGACUGAAGUGUAUAGGCUUUAAUGGCAUCCCGCGCACAAUCAACAUGCUCAACGCUUUCCGCGCCUCCCUGCCCCCCACCAUCGCCUCCUCCCUCAACACCACCCCCACCCGCUCCCCCUCCCCGCAAAACAUCCUCGACACAAACACCCGCGGCCGCGCCCUCUGGGACGCCAUCUACCGCCCGCUCGAAACCAAGCUCAUCGACAAACUCGGCGACGCUCACCCGGACCUGCCCGUCUUCAUCAUCAACCAAGAAUACGGCGGCUUGUUCACCGACCCGCCGGGAAAGCCGGGCGCAAAGGUCGGCAGGGUCACGACGAGCUUGGUUGCGAUCACUUGUUUGAGAGCGCAGCAGGGGGUGGGGCCCCAGGUUCUUAGCCAUGUUUUUGGAUUAAGGAAGGGUUGGGAGGAUGGGACGUGGAAGGAGGAGCCCGAGGCGGGGAGUGAGGAGGCGAUUAGGUGGUUGGUUAGUGAUGAGGGGUGUACGUGGGUGUUGGAGAAGGUGGACGAGUUGGUUGAGGCGUUGGGUGGGGGAGCGGGGACGCUAUCCCCUGCCAUCGACGAAAAGCCAAAAGAACUCACAACCACCAAAACAAUGUCGUUAAUAAAUCGCGUGCGCGAUCUCGCGACUAAUGACGAACACACAAGAUGGAUGAUCCCGCUGCUGCUCGUCGUCGAUGCAGCGCUGUGCGGCGUUGUGAUUGAGAAAAUUCCAUAUACAGAAAUCGACUGGACGACAUACAUGCAACACAUCGCGCUCAUCAUCAAAGGCGAGCGCGACUACACCAAAAUCACAGGCUCCACAGGCCCGCUCGUGUAUCCCGGCGCACACGUGUGGAUCUACAAGCAACUUUUCAAAAUCACGGAUGAAGGAAGGGAUAUCCAGCGCGCGCAGUACAUCUUCGCGCUGGUGUAUCUUGGGACGCUGGCGCUGGUGUUUCAAUGUUAUCGGAAAGCACGUGUCCCGCCAUAUGUCUUCCCCCUUCUCAUCCUGUCAAAACGCCUGCACAGUAUUUUCCUGCUGAGAUGUUUCAACGAUUGCUUCGCAGUUCUUGGCUUAUUCGCCGCGCUAUUCUGCUACCAGCGCGAUCAAUGGCACGUGGGUAGUUUUCUGUUCGCGACGGGCUUGAAUGUCAAAAUGAGUUUGUUGCUGCCUUUGCCGGCGAUGGGGGUAUUGAUGAUUAUGAAACUUGGGAGUCGGGAGGCGAUGACGCAUGCGAUGAUCAUCUUUCAGACGACGGUCCUCUUUGGCUACCCCUUCCGCAAAGCCGCCUUCUCCUACUUCGGCCGGGCAUUCGAACUCUCCCGGCAGUUUACCUACAAAUGGACCGUAAACUGGCGCUUCGUCUCCGAGGAAACAUUUUUAUCAAAGCCUUUUGCUCUCGGGUUACUGUCGGUUCACGUCACGCUUUUAAUCACCUUCUUCCUCACCCGCUGGAUCAAGCCCUCCAAACGCACCCCCAAACAAUUCCUCAAAAUCAUCAUGCCCCAAGCUGAGCCCCGCGACCAAGACACAAUGGCCCUCCGCAUCACCCCAAACUUACACACAUGA